This is a messenger RNA of Helianthus annuus (common sunflower), 1067 nucleotides long. RefSeq names its product MADS-box protein SOC1. The transcript is spliced from 8 exons. Gene Ontology annotation, biological process: positive regulation of transcription by RNA polymerase II. Gene Ontology annotation, cellular component: nucleus. Lineage: Eukaryota; Viridiplantae; Streptophyta; Magnoliopsida; Asterales; Asteraceae. The record is from RefSeq and is a predicted model, not a curated record. The coding region runs from base 186 to 842 and encodes 218 amino acids. Gene Ontology annotation, molecular function: RNA polymerase II cis-regulatory region sequence-specific DNA binding; DNA-binding transcription factor activity, RNA polymerase II-specific; protein dimerization activity.
UCAAUUAUGGCCAUCAAAUCUUGCAUAUAUCCAUUCUAAUUCAGGCCUAGUAUUCCUCCAAUCACACUUUACUCAACAGUUUUUUACACACACACACACAGAGUCACCUCUCUACUUUUCUACCUCAAGAACACCAAUCUGGGGUUUUGCUUCUUUGGCAUAUUUCAAGAAACUUAAGAGCUAAGAUGGUGAGAGGAAAGACCCAGAUGAAGAGGAUAGAAAAUGCUACAAGUAGACAAGUGACUUUCUCCAAAAGGAGAAAUGGUUUAUUGAAGAAAGCUUUUGAGCUUUCUGUGCUUUGUGAUGCUGAAGUUGCUUUGAUUAUCUUCUCACCAAGAGGCAAGCUCUGUGAAUUUGCAAGCUCAAGCAUGGAGGAGGUUAUUAAUCGUUAUAGGAAUCACGUAAAAGAUGUUCAAACCGAAAAUUCUGUGACUGAAGAAGAUGUUCAGUGGCAGCAUUUGAGGCAGGAAACGGAAAGCAUGGGAAACAAGAUAAAGGUCCUAGAGCUUGCAAAGAGAAAACUUUUGGGACAAGGACUAGGGUCAAGCACCAUCGAGGAACUGCAAGAGAUUGAACAUCAAUUGGAGAAGAGUAUAUGCACCAUUCGAGCUCGAAAGAUGCAAGUCUAUAAUGAACAGGUUGAAGAGCUACGAGCAAAGGAGAAAUUGCUAGCUUCUCAAAAUGCAAUGCUUAGUGGAAAGUGUCUCGCUCGAACCAAAGAAAUGAUAGAAGAACGACGAGCAAAUUUUCAAACCAUGAACAACGGAGAGAGUUCGGAUGUGGAAACAGGAUUAUUCAUUGGAUUACAUGAAAACCGAACCAGGCAAGAAAGACCAAAAUGAAUACAAAUUAUAGGUAAGACACAUAUUAUGCUACUGGUGUUCCAUUUUAUGUGUUACCUAUAAUUUGCGGCAAUAUAUAUUGUUCAUGUGAAACUAAAUUGAAACAAAUUUCCAUUCUUCAGUUCUUGUACAUAUGAAUAUCUGACAAUGAUUUUACUUAUUUUCAUUGUUGAUGGCAUCUUUUGUGGAUUUCCAGAAUAAAAUCGUUUUGGUGUCACAUUUUCA